CGCCUUUGCGCCUUCCCAUCCCCAAAAUGUGGAGCAUCUCCACCUGAGAUGUAGCGACCCCAUGCUGGCGCCCAUGCUCCACGCCAAGUGCCGCCGCGCGGCGCCCCGCGCGGCCGCUGCCGCCCUGCGCGGCAGUAGCUCGAUGGUACACGAACUGGGCCAGCGCUUGAAGAAGCUCUACGAAGCAAAGCCGGUGGAACCACAGGACGUGAAGGGGAUUCAGAAGGAUCAGGUGCCAGCGGCGGACUGGGAGGCGCCCAUACGAGAGUUGAUCCGGAGACACUUCCAGAUGAUGCCGAUACCCAUGAGCCCCACGAGCAGCUUCUAUAUCUUAAAGAAGGAGGUGGAGGCCAUCACGGGCAGCCCUGCUUCUGGGGGCCCUAGCCUGCAGGGACGCCCAAGCCGCGAGAUGAUCAAGGAGAAGAGCUUUUUCCAGUCAGGAGCACGGGGGAGGAAGCAAGCCUCAUCAGGUGAGCAACCGAAAGCGGCUAAGACUCCUCAAGCAAGUGCCUCAUCAAAAGGUCAGACAGCCAAAGCAGCUGACCAAAAGCAAGCAAGUGCUUCACCAAAAGGCGGGAGGGCCGUGCAGGCUGCAGAAGGGGCCGAAGCUCAAGGCGAACAAGCUGCAGCAAUCAAGCGCAUCCAGCUGGGCCAACCACAUCUCGCAGAUCCGGCAGGAGAAAGCGCAAGCUCAGUGGAACAGAGAAAACUUUGUUUUCAUGGAAUUCAUCAGGAUCUUCAACGAAGAACGCGAUGAGUUUCAGAAGCAGCGGCGCUUGAAGAGCUUGUUGCGCAAGGGGCAAGCGAAGACUACCUUCACGAUGCUGAAUCGAGGCUACACUGAGGAAGAAGAGGAGUAUGAGGCUGAGGAUGUGGAAUUCCAAGAUGAGUGGCGCAAAAAGUCCAUCGUGGAAGACUAUUGGAAAGCAGAUGACUAUGUCCAGACCUUCAAGAAGUUGCGGAAGGACUUGGAGCAGCAGAAGCCCUGGCCACGCCUGGGCGCGCGGACAGACCGCUUUGUGGACGUGCUCCGCGACGCUGCUGCGGCGGAAGUCUUGGAUCACGAGCGGCCCGUGCUCACGCAUGAGCUGGCAGACUUCGCGAAUCCCUAUAUGAUGAAGAGGAGCGCCGCCGAGCGCUUACUGCACGAGCGUUGCGUGCGGAACGCGCUGGAUGAGCGGGUGAUGCCGCGGCUGCUGGAUGCACAAGCGGAUCUCCUGAGGCUCCGGCGCGAGGCGCCGAUGCCACCCGAGGUGCUGGAGCCCUUGGCCGCCUUCCGCGGCGACGUGCGAUGGAGCUUCGACAGCCGCGAGCGCUUGCGGCAGAAGCUCCGAGGUAUCAACGUAGCACUUGAUGCGAUCAAGAAAGAGGAAGACGUCAUGAGGUGUUUGCCGGAGAACCAGGUGGAGGAUCCAGCUCCUGAUCAGCUUGCUGGAGUCCACCACCCCUGGCGCAACCACUUGGGCUUCGAGUCGGCCGUGCCCAAGGGGACGGCGGGUGGCAUCACCUUCGGACAGCCCGAGAAGUCCCUCUCGCAGCAGCUCGCGCAGAUGCGGUAUCCCACCCUGCAACGGGUGGCGCACACCUUGCCACGCGAUCCCAAAUACCGAUCGCAUGUGGCUCGCUCCAUUCGAGUCCUGGAGAGGAACAGGUAUUGGGACUACCAAUCCAAGUUGAAUGCCAUCAACCGGAUGAAGGAGACCUACGACUAUCUCAAACCCAGUGAGGAAUACACCGAAGCUUUAGAUGAAAAGCUCGUGGUGAACCGUGUGUUUGGCAAAAUCCGACGGAAGUAUGCGCCGGACGCCGAGUAUGUGAAGACCUAUCCGAAGAAUUUCUUGAAAGAAAAGAGCUACUACUGGUACAGGCCCAGUCUGUUUCCUCAAUCAAAGAUCAGCAGCAAGAAGAAGCCGAACCGCUCCUGAGUAUACCUUCUUGGGCUUCGUGGAAUGCGCGGGGUGCAUCACUGCGCAGGGUUCUCUUGGUCCAAAGGCUUUGGUGCAGCCAACGUAUCCCAAAUUCUCACACCUUACUGC
This is a messenger RNA of Durusdinium trenchii, 2036 nucleotides long. The record is from the annotation of a GenBank genome assembly. Lineage: Eukaryota; Dinophyceae; Suessiales; Symbiodiniaceae.